Molecule: messenger RNA, 3112 nt
Organism: Dreissena polymorpha
Lineage: Eukaryota; Metazoa; Mollusca; Bivalvia; Myida; Dreissenidae
Product: dipeptidyl peptidase 4-like
Exons: 26
Coding region: 211-2811 (866 amino acids)
Biological process (GO): proteolysis
Molecular function (GO): serine-type peptidase activity; dipeptidyl-peptidase activity
Source: RefSeq, a predicted model, not a curated record
AUAUCGCGUGUGUCGAGCGUUCCACUCAAUUAAACUUAUCCUGUUUACGAGUUUACUUCCUGCUUAAGUAAAUAACACUUUACAAUUAAGAAUGUUUUAAGUUAAACUUGCAUGACGUAAAAUCGCUUGCUUAAUACAUGUUGAGAAUUCACAAAUACGAAAGGAAAACAUCUGGAGUGUGGUUGUGUAAUGUAAAUAAGCAUCUUUGAAAUGGAAGUUAUCGAGGAACAGGAGGAGCUUGUAGGUCACACCGUGCAGAAAAGAAAUUGGAAGGGCAUAGUGAUUGCCCUGGUUGUUAUCAUCAUCGUGUGUGCCCUGAUCAUCACCACCGUCAUCCUCCUAACUCCAAGAAAAAGCGAUGAACCGCCGAAACCAAAGUUUACAUUCGAAGACUUCAUAAAGAAAAAAUUUGCACCAAAAAGCUUUUCUUUCAAAUGGGUAACAGACUCCGACGCCAUUUACUACAGAAAUGAUGACGGCGCCGUAAUACGUUACAACUGCUCAACAAACACUUCUGCAGCAAUCAUGGGCAACUCGACGUUUAAAGAACUGGAUACCUCCACGUAUAUGAUAUCUCCGGAUGAAAACUAUGCGCUGCUGGCCUAUAAUGUUCAAGCGAUUUACAGACACUCAACGCGGGCAAAAUAUAAAGUCGUUAACCUUCAUGAUAGAAAUGAGAGCUCACUUCAGGGACCAAACGGCACAGAGUUCCAGUACGUGUCUUGGUCACCCACAUAUGACGGUUUGGUAUUCGUACAGAACAACGACGUCUACUACCGUCGGAGCAUGAACCUGCAGGACGUGGACGCGUUCCGGGUCACUGACACAGGGGUCAUGGACCAGAUUUUCAACGGUGUUCCGGACUGGGUAUAUGAAGAGGAGAUCCUCUCUGAAGACCACGCCCUCUGGUGGUCGCCCACUGGUAGCUACUUCCUGUUUGCCUCGUUCAACGACACGCUGGUCAGGAACUACCACCUCACCUACUACGGGUCCAUGACAGACCAAUAUGUGACGGACAAGAAACUCCUUUAUCCUAAGGCGGGUACAACCAACCCUGUGUUCUCUCUGCAUGUAUUCCACACGCAUUCGAACAAAACGAUCAACAUAGAACCGCCAGAGGACUUAAAAAAUAUCGACCACUACUUCACGACGGUCACGUGGGCGGAUAGUGAGCGCGUGCUGAUCACGUGGAUGAACAGAUUCCAGAACAUGACGCUCUAUACGAUCUGUCAUGCGCAGAACGGCUCCUGCUAUGAGAACUACCGAUAUCUAGCCCCUUCCGGAUGGUGCGAAACCCCGUCUGCGAUCGUAUUCAAAGAAGACGGCAGCGGGUACUUCACGGUGCUGCCAUUGCGGGAGGGCGAGGCUGGUUAUUUCCGGCACGUGGCCCUGGUUCAUGCCGGAAACAGUGUAAAUAUAAAAAGCGAUAACCUGGGAAAGAGGACGUUUAUAACUUCCGGUCAAUAUGACGUCAUCGAAAUAGAGAAAUAUGACCCCAAAACUGCCUUAAUAUAUUAUCUCGCAUAUAGGGCUGGCGAUCCUACAUCGAAGCACGUCUACAAGACUUCCACUCGUGAAGGAGACGUGAAUUUCUUGAAGCCCACGUGUGUCUCGUGCACGGACCCGGACACGUGCGACUGGGUCUCCGCGAGCUUCUCAACCAAGCCGGAUGGCGAGUUUUAUAUGCUCACGUGCCUCGGACCUAGCGUUCCUACGUACACCAUGCGAUCGACGGCGACGCAAUCCGUUAUAUCAUUCGAGGACAACAAGAUGGCGGCUGAUAAGUUGUCCACGUUGGCUCUCCCAAGAACCAAGUUCCUGCGCAUUCCCCUCGAUGAUUUCAACUGUAUGCCACACAUAAAUUAUUAUAUAAUAUAUUAUAUAAUCAAAGGAAUUUUAUCUCUGAAAACGACUUCGCGUAAGGCGCUUGUUUUCCUCAGUCGCGGCGAAGAUACUAGUAGUCGAUGUCUCAUGAUUGAAAUUUCAAAACAUUUUCUGCUCAUUGCAGCAAUGUGGGCGAAGCUGCUAUUGCCAGAACAUCUCAAAGAAGACGAGGUGAUACAAUACAACAUGCUCACUAGUGUAUAUGGGGGCCCCGACUCUCAGAAAGUAUCCAAAGCCUUCUCCCUAGGUUGGGAAGAUUACCUGGCCAGCUCACACAACAUUGUGAUUGGCUACGCCGACCCACGUGGCUCGAGUGGGCGGGGCGACGCCUGGAGACAUGCUAACUACCGCCAUCUUGGAACCACCGAAGUGGACGAUUCUAUAGUUGCGGGAAGGUAUUUCAAUAGCCUGAAGUACAUCGGGGAUAGGACGGCAAUUUGGGGAUGGUCUUACGGGGGUUAUCUGACCGCCUCUGUGCUAGGUCGCGGCUCGGAGGUGUUCGAAUGCGGCAUGUCGGUCGCCCCGGUAACGGCAUGGACGUACUAUGAUACUGUAUAUACAGAGCGGUAUAUGGGCCUUCCAGAUGAAAACUCUGAAGCUUAUAAUUAUGCAAAUGUUUCUCGGUAUGCCGAAAACUUUAAGAAGAGCACAUUUAUGCUCAUCCAUGGAACGGGUGAUGACAAUGUACAUUUCCAGAACUCUGCGCAUCUAGCACGAGCGUUGACAGAGGUAAAUGUGUACUUCCGUUCGCAGUUUUACACCGAUCAACAACAUUCCAUUAAUGGCGGAAACUCGCGCACACAUCUCUACAACACUCUAGAGGACUUCCUUCUCAAUUGCUUCGAUGGUCGUUCUUCACGAAUGGAUGAAUUGAACAAUCCAACAGUCGCGAAACCAACAGAAAAGGAUGUCGACAACGACGAAUAAGUUUCCUGCACUAAGUGUGAUCGCUGACUAUUUGGUGCAUUUCGUCCAUGUCCGUGAAAAAUCAAGAGGCAAUGACAUAGUUUGGGGUAUAUAUGUUAUUUUAUAUGAUAGAAACAAAUUCGCAUAUUAUGCAGUUUUGAUAAAUACCUAUUUGCUUCGAUAUUUAAAAUUCUUUAUUGGAUAAAAUUACAAGGGGCAUGUAUAAAACGCCAAGUUAACAAAUUGGUAAAUGAUGAAUACUUUUACAAUUAUUAUAUAUGAGCACAUAGUAUUGUUAAAGAUUUCGCCUUACAAACUUAAU